AUGAAGAAAGAAAUCUUUUCCGGUGCCGAGGCCACCGGAAGGGGUGGUUCUACCCUCCUAGUAAGUAGGAGAGAGAACUAUCUCGGUUCCAAAGAUCCCUUGGCUGAGAGGAAUUCCACCGAGGUUAAAGAAUUCGCUGGUUCAUCAGCACUUUCAUUCCCCUCUCCUGUAAAGCUAUAUCCAUCUGCUCCCUCUGUUUCUUCUUUAUCAUCGCGUGGCCAGCUGCCUACUGCUAGCUUUACUCCAUGUUUGCCUCACCAUUCUUCAGCGCACCAAGUUUCCGAUGGCCGCCGUGUACCAGGGCUGAAGUCACCUACAUUUUCAUCUUCUUUUGUGCUCCUCCCUGGUUGGAGUAAUGAUUCAACUAGGGGCUCUCAUGGUGGAUCAUCAGAUGGUUGGUCAGUUCCUGACCUGGCAAAUCCUCGUCGAGACAGGUGGUCAUUUGAUAGUGAAUCCUUUGGUUUCCAUCGUGAAAGGGCUACUACUAGCCGAGGUUCUGGGUCAUCUUCGUUCGAUCUCCAAACCUGUGGCAUAUGUGCAAAGCUAUUGAAUGAACUUGCUGUUGCUGUUCUAGUUUGCGGCCAUGUUUUCCAUGCUGAGUGCUUGGAGAAUAUGACAUCUGAAAUCAAUAGGUAUGACCCAGCUUGCCCUGUCUGUACUUUUGGGGAGAAGCAGGCCUUGAAGAUAUAUGAAAAAGCAAAAGCUAAGAUAGAAUUGAACUCUAGAAAGAGAUUUCGAAACAGGAUUGUUGACAGUGAUAUUAGUGGCAAUCUUGCUCGGUUCGAGCGUCAGAAAAGUAGUGCUCAUGAAGGAGGGUGGAGCUCCAGUUCCAGUAUGAAGAGCCCUUCAAAGAGGCCCUUCCUACGACAUUAUUUCUCCUUUGGUUCAAAGGGAUCAAGUCCUUCAACUCGGAGAAGGGGGUUUUCCUGGACAAGAUCUAACAAGAAGUAGGUUUCUAUAUGGACAUAAAAGAUAACCAUGGGUAUGCUCUCAGCAGUCAUGAUCUUGAUGGUGGAAAUGCAAUGCAUUCGCAGGCAAGUUAUACAUUGUAAAAAAAUGGGAAGAAUACAAGGUGGAUGAUUAAUUUGUUAAAUAGGAAAGAAGAUGCAAAUUGAAGAUAGUUGUUGUUUCAGUGUAUGUUCUGUUGGGUUACAUACAUGUCAAGCCCAUGAAAAAUUGUCCUGAAGAUUUUAUAUAUAUG
Molecule: messenger RNA, 1201 nt
Organism: Solanum stenotomum
Lineage: Eukaryota; Viridiplantae; Streptophyta; Magnoliopsida; Solanales; Solanaceae
Exons: 4
Coding region: 1-951 (316 amino acids)
Source: RefSeq, a predicted model, not a curated record